CGUGGACCUGGAAUUGCCGAGGAAAAAAAUGUCUGACGAAGCCAGCCACGCACGAGUAAUUCUGAUUUCAGUUUUUUAGUUCGAAUUUUUAUGUCUUAAAUUUAAGUUUUCGGUUCGGUUUGGUUUUGUUGUUUCAAACGUGUGUAAAGAAAAGGUUCGGAGAAACCUGUUAACUCUCACACACACCCACAAUACAAGAAGACAGAAACUGCGUUGAUGACUCUUCGUCUAUCCUCGCAUUUCAGUGGGUUUCAUUUGAUUCAUCCACAAAGUCCGAGACUUUCAUCAAUAUCUCCACUCUCUGUGUCGCUCCCUUCGAUUCCACAUCGAACCCAGUUCCAAAGUUUGGUUCUUUGUGCAAGGAGGAGGAAGAAAAGAGCCGGGCAGGGAAUAAGCGCGAGGAGGUUUCUGUUCAAGUCUCUGUCUUUACUGUCUACUAAACUUGGGAUUCUACCGCAGCCGUUGGAUCUCAUCAUUGCUGAUUUAGGCGGAGGCGUUGAUGGAGGAUGUGGUGGUGGUGGUGGUGGAGGGAGAGGAUGGGGGAGAUUUGAUGGGUGGAGAAGGAAACGGAACAGAGUACCAAUUUUGAUUCUCGUUUGUGUAAUGCUGUGGAUUUGUGGUUACUGCAAAGUCUCUGGGAAGGUGAUAAAGAGUGAUGAGGUUCUGAAGGUUUUAGGAGCUUGCUUGCUUGGUAUCAGUUUGGUGAAAGAGCUGAAGAGAGAGGCUACAUCUUUGUUCUUUGUGUUUCUCUGUUUGAGUGUGGUUUUUGGAUUCAAGAAAGAGAGUUUUGUUAAGUUAGCUUCUCAAGUCAGGUCUUGUUGUUCUUCUUCGGUUCUUCUUAGUAAGAGGAGAUCUCGUAGAAGAGUCUAAACAAGUGUAAGUGACUAAGUGUGUUUGAUUCUAAUAAUAUUCAACCUCCGAGGAUCUUGUUGUUUUCA
Molecule: messenger RNA, 938 nt
Organism: Raphanus sativus (radish)
Lineage: Eukaryota; Viridiplantae; Streptophyta; Magnoliopsida; Brassicales; Brassicaceae
Exons: 1
Coding region: 217-870 (217 amino acids)
Source: RefSeq, a predicted model, not a curated record